Macroventuria anomochaeta is the source of this 1997-nucleotide messenger RNA. Its product is annotated as MFS general substrate transporter. Lineage: Eukaryota; Fungi; Ascomycota; Dothideomycetes; Pleosporales; Didymellaceae. The record is from RefSeq and is a predicted model, not a curated record. The transcript is spliced from 4 exons. Gene Ontology annotation, cellular component: membrane. The coding region runs from base 1 to 1668 and encodes 555 amino acids. Gene Ontology annotation, molecular function: sulfate transmembrane transporter activity. Gene Ontology annotation, biological process: transmembrane transport.
AUGGUUUGUGACGUCAGAAGCGGCCGCGACUCGGACAUUGAGCAGACGACCUUCACUAUCGAUUCGGACUCGAAGCAGAUUUCGUCCGAGUAUCCCAGCUCAGAUGAUGUCUCGAAAGAAGUGAGGAAGCCCGAGUACAACGAUAGAGAUGCUUUCAUCGGCGGUGGCUCUAUUGAGGCUUACGAGCCAAUUGAGGAAUAUGAAGGUCGACACCGCUAUGAUCCCAAAGCUCAGUGGACGGAGGAAGAAGAGAAGAAACUUGUGCGAAAGCUAGACUACCGCAUCUGCUCCUGGGUGUGUCUGAUGUUCUUCGCAUUGCAACUCGACAGAGGCAACAUCUCGCAAGCGCUCUCAGACAACAUGCUGAAGGACCUUGGUUUGUCGACAAACCAGUACAACUACGGCAUGAUGAUCUUCUACCUUUGCUUCCUGUCCGCAGAAGUCCCAUCGCAGAUGAUAUCGAAGAAGCUUGGUCCUGAUGUCUGGAUUCCUAUCCAGAUGGUGACGUGGAGUGUCGUCGGUAUUUGCCAGGCCCUCAUCACCGGCGAAAAGAGCUUCUACGCCACACGCGCCCUGUUGGGUCUUAUUGAGGGUGGCUUCAUCCCAGAUGCGAUACUGUACCUCAGCUACUUCUACAAGAACACUGAGAUGCCGGUACGGAUGAGUUACUUCUAUUGUGCGUCCAACGGUACUUUCAUCGUUGCCGCGUUCCUGGCUUUCGGCAUCCUCCACAUGCGCGACACAGGAGGCUGGGAAGGCUGGAGGUGGCUUUUCGCGUUGGAAGGAGCUUUGACGUUGCUUAUUGGUGUCUUGUCUUGGUUCUACCUGCCUCCUAGUCCCACACAGACCGCGAGUUGGUUUAGAGGGAAGGAUGGAUGGUUCACCGAGCGCGAAGAGGUCAUCAUGGUUAACCGCGUGCUGAGAGACGACCCUGCGAAGGGCGGCAUGCACAAUCGCCAAGGCCUAACGCUCAAGUUGCUCUGGGACUCGCUGAUGGACUACGACCUUUGGCCGAUGUACCUCAUCAGUUUCACGAUGUUGAUUCCUACGAAUCCUGUGAAUGCUUACCUGACCCUCAGUCUGCGCAAUCAUGGCUUCGACACCUUCCAAACCAACCUUCUGACCAUUCCGGCAUACGUGCUUUUCUUGAUCCAGCUGCUGUUCUGGACGAGGGUCUCUGAGUGGAUCAACAACCGGAUGGCCGUUGUGCUAUUCUACUCUUUCUGGUGCUUGCCGCUCUUGCUGGCGUUGGAGCUGUUGCCAGGCAAUGCCAGCCCCUGGUCAUGGUACACGGUCACCGUUCUGCUCAUCGGCUUCCCGUAUAUCCACUCCAUCAUGGUCAGUCUCGUCUCGCGUAACGCUGGCUCCGUGCGCACUCGUACGAUUGGCAGUGCCAUGUACAACAUGAUUUGCCAGGCCAGUUCCGUCAUUGCGUCGCAAAUAUACCGUGACGACGACAAGCCAUUGUACCGUCGCGGAAACAAAGUCCUCUUAGGCAUCGUCGCAUGGAACGUCAUAAUGACUAUCUUCAUCAAGGGAUACUUCAUGUGGAGGAAUAAGUCGAGGGACCGUGUCUGGAACGACAUGACAGUGGAACAGAAGGACCACUACAUCAAGACCACAAAAGACAAGGGUAACAAGAGGCUCGACUUCCGUUUCGCACACUAGACAUGUGGGACUCGAGUAUUACUGCAUACAAAGUCAAGGGUCUUCGGACGUUGAUACUAUGCUUGCAUUGGAUGAUAAAACUGGAUACAUAGAAGGAAAACUCUGUUUCGUAUCGUUGUCCGAUCGUGCUUUGCCUCUCACACAUGCGAUCACGACCUUCGCGGUGACCUGCUCAGUCGUCAUUGUGAUCAUCCAAGGCAUUGCACCGAGAUAACACCUUUGUAACGCCGCAACGGCUGAAGUUUGUCCUGCGAUGCCUCGGUUGCAGUUACCCGCGCACACCACGAAGCCGUUUAGGGCUGCAUCCCCGCUCCGCCCCGUCGUGAUGU